Molecule: messenger RNA, 843 nt
Organism: Notothenia coriiceps (black rockcod)
Lineage: Eukaryota; Metazoa; Chordata; Actinopteri; Perciformes; Nototheniidae
Product: proteasome subunit beta type-8-like
Exons: 3
Cellular component (GO): proteasome core complex; cytoplasm
Molecular function (GO): threonine-type endopeptidase activity
Source: RefSeq, a predicted model, not a curated record
UCUUCCAGGCUGUACAGGCUGAGGAACAACCACAGGAUCUCAGUGGCUGCUUCCUCCAAGCUGCUGUCUAACAUGAUGGUGGGUUACAGAGGCAUGGGCCUCUCUAUGGGAAGCAUGAUCUGCGGAUGGGACAAAGAGGGUCCUGGGCUGUACUAUGUGGACGAUAACGCGACCCGUCUGUCCGGCCGUAUGUUCUCUACCGGUUGUGGUAGCAGUUUCGCCUAUGGUGUGGUGGACAGCGGUUACCGGGAGGACAUGACGGUGGAGGAGGCAUAUGAACUGGGCCGCCGGGGCAUCGCUCACGCUACGCACAGGGACGCCUACUCUGGAGGGUUUGUCAACAUGUACCACAUGCGGGAGGAUGGCUGGAUAAAGGUGUGUAAGGAGGAUGUAUCCGAGCUGAUCCACCGCUACAGGGAGGGGAUGUUCUGAGUUUGACCCAGAUCAACCUAUUUUGUCAAUAUUUCAAUACUCUUUUUUCAAAAGUAUCUUGGAAUAGUUGACAUCUGAUUUUGGAAAUGAAUGACCCAACUUUGUCUCCAAGAGUGUGUGUUGCAUUCUUGAUUCGGGAUCAAUAAAUGUAGUGUAUGUAUGAGAAUGCUGCGUAGAACCAUUUAUUUAGCUACAUAAGAAGCUGAACUUUGCAAGAGCAUGUUGUCAUCCUGGUUUGAAGACUGUUUGUUUUUUGUUCUUUAUGGUGUGUAACGGAGGUAUUUUGUAUGUUAAUACGUACAAGGUUAUGUAAUGCAUUUUGCAUUUUAUUCUAACCAUGCAACCUCUAAAAAUAAUUGUACUAAUACUUUACAACACUCAGAUCCAAAUAAAGACUGUUGGUCAACUCAG